AGCCUCUAUUACGUAGCUAGUCUACGUGUGGGACGUCUCGCAAAACGACUAGCUUCGGCAAACAUCGUCAUCGGUCGUUAACUGAUAGUCAAGGAUGGAGGAAGAGGCACGCCAGCUUUUCGAGGAAGGAAUAAUAAAGAAAUUGAUCAGUCCUGGUAAAGGAGAACUGUCGACCUUUCCAAAUGGAACAAAGGUGGUUUUCCACUACCGCACCAGCCUGUGUGAUGGCACAUUGCUGGAUGACUCCAGAACCAUGGGGGGCCGCAGCAAACCCAUGGAGCUCAUCUUGGGCAAGAAGUUUAAACUAGCUGUGUGGGAGAGAGUGAUCAUCACCAUGAAACAAGGCGAAAUUGCAGAAUUUACCUGUGACAAAAGGCACACAGCUCUGUACCCGCUUGUGUCCCAGUCCCUGAGAAACAUCAGUGCUGGUAAGGACCCCCUGGAAGGCCAGAGGCAUUGCUGCGGCAUUGCCCAGAUCCACUCCCACCACUCUUUGGGGCACAACGACCUGGAUCAGCUUCAGGCCAGUCCACAGCCUCUUGUCUUCACCAUCGAGCUGCAGGAGGUUCUGCCUCCAGGAUCGUUCCAGCUUGACGUGUGGGCUAUGACAGAUCAAGAGAAACUUGAGCUCGUGCCUCAGAUCCAUGAGGAGGGCAACAUGCUUUUCAAACAGGGCAAAAUCAAGGAAGCCACAGAGAAGUACUACAAUGGCAUUGCCUGCCUCAAAAAUCUACAGAUGAAGGAGCACCCUGGAGACGAAGUAUGGGUCAAGUUUGACCAUAUGAUCACACCACUGCUCCUCAACUUCUGCCAGUGCAAGCUACUCCAGGGCCAAUACUACGAAGUCAUCGAGCACUGCUCAGCCAUACUCCUCAAAUAUGAGGACAACGUGAAGGCCUUAUACAAGCGUGGUAAGGCCCACGCUGCAGUGUGGAAUGAGGUCGAAGCACGGGCAGACUUUAAUAGGUUGUUGGAGCUGGACCCCUCUCUGGGGCCGUCUGUUGCCAAGGAGCUGAAGGCCAUGGAGGACAAGAUCCGGAUCAAAGAGAAGGAAGAAAAGGGUCGCUACAAAGACCUGUUCACCUACAAUACAACACCAGCCACUGCCACUACAGGAUGAAUCACACAGAUGUAUGGACCAAAAGGAUGCCUGUGAAUUUCAAGACGGAGGACAAACAGUGCUGGUGUUUUAGUUUAUUUCCAUGCGCCCAAGCAAAUGACUCUGCCACCCUGCCCUUCCUCCCAUAGUACACGCAGAAAUAUGAAAUAUUCCCACACACUGUCCGGUCAUAUGCACACACACACAGUUAUGCAUAUAUACCAAGGUUCUUAUUUAGAAAACUGAACAUUACCUAAAGGGCAAAAGUAAGUAAGUAGUAGUCUAAAAGUGAAGUAAAGUUCAGUCUUUGAUGAAAAUACAAAAUCCCAUUGAAACCUUAGGUAUGUACAGGCCAAAAGCAUCAUUAUUUAAUUACGGUUUAAGCAUUUUACGUUGUCUUGAUUUCCCCGAAAUAUGUACAGAGCUGUUGAAGAAUCCUAAAAUGACUUGUAAUCGUAGCUCAACAAGGAGAUUCCAGAUGGAAAUGCUGCCCCUUAGAACAUUAAGGAAUAUAUAUAUUUUUUUUAUUGCACACAAGACAUCACAUACACGCUUCUGUCUUGUUCCGCCAGACCCCCUCUUCUAUGUUGGUCACAGCAGAAGCUCUGGCAUAAGCACGAGACCAUUAUAUCAUGGUAGAUGCAACUGGGAAACUGAGCUGUCGUGACAAUCAUUUAUAACACACGUGAACUUGUGUUAUCUUUGCUUUUUCCUAUGUACUUACUUAUUUAAUAUACGUAAGAAAUUACUACCAUUACAGUAUAUUGUUUUGUCAAUAUGUACUCCGCAAAGCCCUUAUUAUGUCCUUCACUUACUUAGAAAGCUACUCAUGACGCACGUGAAGCAGCGGGUCAUCUGAGGUGAGAUGUAAUUGAGGUUGUGAUUAUGUAACUGAAAAUAAACGUGUUUAUUCC
Messenger RNA from Etheostoma cragini (Arkansas darter), 2013 nucleotides. RefSeq names its product aryl hydrocarbon receptor interacting protein (gene aip). The transcript is spliced from 7 exons. The record is from RefSeq and is a predicted model, not a curated record. The coding region runs from base 95 to 1120 and encodes 341 amino acids. NCBI's taxonomy places the organism in Eukaryota, Metazoa, Chordata, Actinopteri, Perciformes, Percidae. Gene Ontology annotation, molecular function: protein binding; peptidyl-prolyl cis-trans isomerase activity.